UGAUUCAAGCUAGCCCUCAACCAAUCUGUUACGACGCAGCAUCCGCCAGUUACGGGUAUUGCCGUCCAAUAUGUUCUUGUCCAACGUCUGCUGGUGUUAGUACUGCGUGUAUGUGCGCAAUGCCUGUUGCCACUAGUACUAUUUAG
Ambispora leptoticha is the source of this 146-nucleotide messenger RNA. The record is from the annotation of a GenBank genome assembly. Lineage: Eukaryota; Fungi; Glomeromycota; Glomeromycetes; Archaeosporales; Ambisporaceae.